Messenger RNA from Camellia sinensis, 915 nucleotides. The record is from RefSeq and is a predicted model, not a curated record. Lineage: Eukaryota; Viridiplantae; Streptophyta; Magnoliopsida; Ericales; Theaceae.
AUGGUGCCUUCUAUUAUUAGCGCAUACAGUUCUCCAGGCGCUAGCUGGAAGGGUAUGGUGCCUUCUAUUAUUAGCGCAUACAGUUCUCCAGGCGCUAGCUGGAAGGGUAUGGUGCCUUCUAUUAUUAGCGCAUACAGUUCUCCAGGCGCUAGCUGGAAGGGUAUGGUGCCUUCUAUUAUUAGCGCAUACAGUUCUCCAGGCGCUAGCUGGAAGGGUAUGGUGCCUUCUAUUAUUAGCGCAUACAGUUCUCCAGGCGCUAGCUGGAAGGGUAUGGUGCCUUCUAUUAUUAGCGCAUACAGUUCUCCAGGCGCUAGCUGGAAGGGUAUGGUGCCUUCUAUUAUUAGCGCAUACAGUUCUCCAGGCGCUAGCUGGAAGGGUAUGGUGCCUUCUAUUAUUAGCGCAUACAGUUCUCCAGGCGCUAGCUGGAAGGGUAUGGUGCCUUCUAUUAUUAGCGCAUACAGUUCUCCAGGCGCUAGCUGGAAGGGUAUGGUGCCUUCUAUUAUUAGCGCAUACAGUUCUCCAGGCGCUAGCUGGAAGGGUAUGGUGCCUUCUAUUAUUAGCGCAUACAGUUCUCCAGGCGCUAGCUGGAAGGGUAUGGUGCCUUCUAUUAUUAGCGCAUACAGUUCUCCAGGCGCUAGCUGGAAGGGUAUGGUGCCUUCUAUUAUUAGCGCAUACAGUUCUCCAGGCGCUAGCUGGAAGGGUAUGGUGCCUUCUAUUAUUAGCGCAUACAGUUCUCCAGGCGCUAGCUGGAAGGGUAUGGUGCCUUCUAUUAUUAGCGCAUACAGUUCUCCAGGCGCUAGCUGGAAGGGUAUGGUGCCUUCUAUUAUUAGCGCAUACAGUUCUCCAGGCGCUAGCUGGAAGGGUAUGGUGCCUUCUAUUAUUAGCGCAUACAGUUCUCCAGGUGCUAGCUGGAAG